AUGGUAAAUAAAUAUACCUGCUUGUCUUCCCCGAAGCCCUCUGGAAGGCGUUCUCGGAAGCCGGGGCUGGACCGCAAGCCCCGCCAAGCGUACAGUGCCAAGCAGCUGGAGCGACUCGAAGCCGAGUUCAAGCUGGACAAGUACCUGAGCGUCAGCAAGCGGAUGGAGCUGAGCAAGGCUCUGGCGCUGACGGAGGUGCAGAUCAAGACGUGGUUCCAGAACCGGCGCACCAAGUGGAAGAAGCAGCUCACCUCACGCCUCAAGAUGGCUCACAGGCAGGACCAGGACUCGUACUUUAUGAUGAAUGACUACCAUACCCAUAUCUCACUGUCACCUUCUUUGUAUCGUUUCUCAUGCACGUCUUCCUUCAAGCUGACAACAUUACUUCAUUCGCACUCAGAGAGAAUGACACUCCCACAAGGAAUUGGGACCAGCUGCUGA
Molecule: messenger RNA, 441 nt
Organism: Schistocerca gregaria
Lineage: Eukaryota; Metazoa; Arthropoda; Insecta; Orthoptera; Acrididae
Product: homeobox protein ceh-19-like
Exons: 4
Coding region: 1-441 (146 amino acids)
Biological process (GO): regulation of DNA-templated transcription
Molecular function (GO): DNA-binding transcription factor activity, RNA polymerase II-specific; DNA binding
Source: RefSeq, a predicted model, not a curated record